Molecule: messenger RNA, 4473 nt
Organism: Sitophilus oryzae (rice weevil)
Lineage: Eukaryota; Metazoa; Arthropoda; Insecta; Coleoptera; Curculionidae
Gene: MTA1-like
Product: metastasis-associated protein MTA3
Exons: 10
Coding region: 168-2369 (733 amino acids)
Biological process (GO): negative regulation of transcription by RNA polymerase II
Cellular component (GO): nucleoplasm; NuRD complex
Molecular function (GO): sequence-specific DNA binding; transcription coactivator activity; chromatin binding
Source: RefSeq, a predicted model, not a curated record
CUAACAGAAACAGAGAGCAAUUGACAAAAUGGCGUCCGAAAGCUUGGCGGCGGUACGUGGUGUUGCAGUGAAAAAACAUUGAAAAAAUCGGAUUUACAAACUGAAAAAAAUGCGCCCCCGUUACGUUUGAUACCGUGCCCCGUUGUUUGUAGUUUUUGUGCGCGACAAUGACGGCCAACAUGUACCGAAUCGGAGAUUACGUGUAUUUUGAGGCGUCUUCGACGUCGCCUUAUCAAAUUCGACGAAUUGAGGAACUGAACAAAACUCCUUCGGGUAAUGUGGAAGCCAAAGUGAUGUGUUUUUACAGGAGGAGGGACCUACCAUCUCCAUUAAUACAGCUCGCAGAUAAACACCAAUGUGCCUUAGACGAACCGAACGGUAGUCCUGUAUCCGAUUCUUCAAGAUCCAGUGAACAACUUGGUCCCAAGCAGCGACAUCAAAUGAAACACCGAGAACUGUUCCUUUCUAGACAGGUGGAAACGCUCCCAGCCACCCACAUCCGCGGCAAGUGCUCCGUCACCCUCUUCAACGAAACCGAGGCCCUCUCCUCGUACCUCAACAAGGACGACAUGUUCUUCUACUGCCUGGUGUACGACCCCACCCAAAAAACUCUCCUGGCCGACAAGGGCGAGAUCCGCGUCGGCAGCCGCUACCAGUGCGACAUCCAAUCCCUGCUUCGCGACGGCGAGCCCGAUCCCCGCGACCUCACCGAGACCGAAUCCCUAGUGUGGACGCCGCACCACCAGCUCAGCGACCGCCAAAUAGACCAGUUCCUCGUGGUGUCGCGAUCGGUGGGAACGUUCGCGCGCGCCCUGGACUGCAGCAGCAGCGUGAAGCAGCCCUCGCUGCACAUGAGCGCCGCGGCGGCCAGCAGGGACAUCACGCUGUUCCACGCGAUGGACACGCUGCACCGGCACGAGUACGACCUCUCUGGGGCGCUGGGCUCGCUGGUGCCGUCGAGCGGACCGGUGCUGUGCCGCGACGAGAUGGAGGAGUGGAGCGCCUCGGAGGCGAAUCUGUUCGAGGAGGCGCUGGACAAGUACGGCAAGGACUUUAACGAUAUCCGGCAGGAUUUCUUGCCGUGGAAGACGCUGAAGAAUAUUAUUGAAUAUUAUUAUAUGUGGAAGACGACUGAUAGGUAUGUUCAACAAAAAAGAGUGAAGGCUGUCGAAGCAGAAUCGAAACUUAAGCAAGUCUACAUUCCUAACUACAACAAGCCCAAUCCUGCGGCACUUAACAAUAACAAGGGCGUUUUGAAUGGCAGUAGUAACGGUAGUACGGAUCCUGCGGUAUCUUUAGGUGGCAAGGCGUGUGAAUCCUGUAAUGUAACAAUAUCAUCCCAAUGGUACGCGUGGGGUCCUUCGCAUAUGCAGUGCCGUCUCUGCCAGCAGUGUUGGUCCUACUGGAAGAAAUACGGCGGUCUCAAGAUACCAACCAGGUUUGGAGAUGGAGCCGAUUUCGAGAAUUGCGGGAAGAAGCGCUCGGGCAGCGACGGGGAAGAUGACAAAGGAAUGGGACACAGGCCCCAUCGGUGUAAUAUCGGCGGAUGUGGAAAAGAAUUCAAAUUAAAGGCUCACCUGGGCCGUCACUACGCCACCGCUCACGGGAUAACAGUGCGGGCGGGCUCGCCUCGGCCUGUCAUGAAAACGCGCACCGCUUUCUAUUUGCUCACCACGCCGUUGACGCGGCUGUCUAGGCGGCUGUGCCGCCAGAUCAUGCGGCCGAGGCACGCGGCCAGGGCGCCCUUCUUCGCCAUCAACAUACAGGCGGUCAAGCAGGAGUGCACGACACAAAUGGUAAGUUCAAAAGGGAUAUAUUUGGAGAUAUUUACAUUAGACAUAAAUCCAUUUCUUUGUCCAGGUUCCUCCUUGAACGCGCCCUCGGCCAAACGCAUGACCAAGGAACCCAUCUCCCUGACGCGGCAUCCGACCGUACCCUCCAUCAUGCCCGGCGGCGGCGUCACGGCUGCCGCACCCGCGCCCUUGCCCACUCCCCUCCCGCUGCCUCUAACCGUGCCGUCCACGCCCGAGCAGUACCAGGCGAUGAUGGCGGCUGCAGCGGCCGCACAGGCGCAGAUCUCGCCCGUGCCGGGGCCCGGCCCGGUGCCCGCGGUCGUACCGUCGCCGAUGCCGCGCCACGUGGCCCACGUCAACGGCAAACCGAAGAUAGCUCAGAUGACGCGAGGAGCGGGCAGGAAGCAGGUGAUCAGCUGGAUGGACGCGCCGGAUGAUUUGUACUUUCGGGCUACCGAUCAGUCUAAGAAAAUGAGACGCCAAAUAACGCUGCCCGAGCUGCGGCGAGCCGCGAGGAAGCCGUGGCGCCCCCUCAAAACCAAAGCGGACGAUCCACAAGUGGUCGUUCUCGAUUGACGUUAAGCGCACUCGCCCCACCCUAUAUUCAGAUUCUUCGCCCCCCACUAAUAACGAAAUCUUAUUGUACACACAACUUGAAGCGCAACGCUCGUUACUGCCUGUCCUCAUGUCCUACCCCCACCAUGUUAAAUGUCCGCAAAAAAGACUGCGAGGAUCAAAUGCGAUUUUUUUAGGUUACCGGAAAAAAAUCCGAUUUGAUGCAGCCUUUUCUGCCGACCCUGUAUACAUAGUCACUCCCCGUACUCGUUAAUAUCAUCCCGUCACACUUAACCUACACGUUUUCUAAACGUACAAAAUCUGCGAGUGUUGAAUUCGUGUCGUCGCGCGUGAAACAGUGCGCGCUCUUGGAUUGUUGGCCUUCGAUACAGACAGAUGUAAAAUUUUAACGUUAAUUUGUGUUUUUAACCGCUCAAAAUUAGUUAAUUUUAAAUAAGCGACAAUCCAAAGAAGAAAGUAAUUGUCCUCCCCCCGUAUUUUUUCGCAGAAGAAACCUUUUGUUACUUUUGUACAGUACCUGGUAACAGUCGCCGCGGUUUUGUAGGUGUUUGAUCGUUGGUCCGGCAAACACAAGGAUCUCUGCUGCUGGCGUCCUCUAUGUGUUGUGGCGUUAACUAGAAACAGUCGCGAUGGACUUUGUUUAUGGAGUAAGCGCCCACCCUCUCCCCGUGAUGGUGAAAGUACUAGUGAAAAAUGUCGCGAACGCGUUUUAGCAAUAUUUUAACGUAUUGUAAAACUGGAGAAAGCAAGAAAGACACUUGGACAAAAGAUAUUUGUGAUCUAAGUGAUAAGCACACUUUUUUUUGUUUCAUCGACUAAAUUAAUGCAAACUUUUAAUUCAUUUUUUAUUUAUUAAGUAUAUUGUACAAUAAAACGUAUACAUACGAAUUGUGUUCUUUUUUUGGUAGGUUUAUGGUAUAUUAUUGUUAGCCUGAAAUGUUUUUGACCAAAAAUGUCUAUAACUGAGUAUUCUCUCAUUACCAGUUACAGAAUUUUAGUUACACUCAUCAGAAAUUUUUGGAUGGUGGGAUUUAAAGGUCUUGACAGAAAAAAACUAAACUACAUGUGUAAAUUUCAGCAUCACACAAUUUAACUAUAAAUUUGACAACCCUUCCUUCAAGUUUUUCCAAAUUAGUAUUAUAUGGUGCUUCCUCAAAACCACAGACAAUCUACAAGUGGACGUUCUCGAUUGACGUUAAGCAUACCCGCUCCACCCUCUCUUCAGAUUGUUCUUCGCCCACUAAUAACGAAAUCUUAUUGUACACUCAACUUGACGCGCAACGCUCAUUACUGCCUGUCCUCAUGUUGCUACCCCCACCAUUUUAAAUGUCCGUCUACUUACAAUGUCCGCAAAAAAGAUUGCGAGAAUCAAAUGCGAUUUUUUUUUAUGUUACCGAAUAAAAAAAUCCGAUUUGGUGCAGCCUUUUAUGCCGACCCUGUAUACAUAAUCACACCCCGUACUCGUUAAUAUCAUCCCGUCACCCUUAACCUACAUGUUUUCUAAACGUACAAAAUCUGCGAGUGUUGAAUUCGUGUCGUCGCGCGUGAAACAGUGCGCGCUCUUGGAUUGUUGGCCUUCGAUACAGACAGAUGUAAAAUUUUAACGUUAAUUUGUGUUUUUAACCGCUCAAAAUUAGUUAAUUUUAAAUAAGCGACAAUCCAAAGAAGAAAGUAAUUGUCCUCCCCCCGUAUUUUUUCGCAAAAGAAACCUUUUAUUACUUUUGUACAGUACCUGGUAACAUUCGCCGCGGUUUUGUAGGUGUUUGAUCGUUGGUCCGGCAAACACAAGGAUCUCUGCUGCUGGCGUCCUCUAUGUGUUGUGGCGUUAACUAGAAACAGUCGCGAUGGACUUUGUUUAUGUAGUAAGCGCCCGCCCUCUUCCCGUGAUGGUGAAAGUACUAGUGAAAAAUGUCGCGAACGCGUUUUAGCAAUAUUUUAACGUAUUGUAAAACUGGAGAAAGCAAGAAAGACACUUGGACAAAAGAUAUUUGUGAUCUAAGUGAUAAGCACACUUUUUUUUGUUUCAUCGACUAAAUUAAUGCAAACUUUUAAUUCAUUUUUUAUUUAUUAAGUAUAUUGUACAAUAAAACGUAUACAUACGAAU